Messenger RNA from Dentiscutata heterogama, 154 nucleotides. The record is from the annotation of a GenBank genome assembly. NCBI's taxonomy places the organism in Eukaryota, Fungi, Glomeromycota, Glomeromycetes, Diversisporales, Gigasporaceae.
AUGAAGGUAAAAAAGAAACGUAUAAUGAUGUUUUCAUUAUUGUGCCAAGAUGUCGGAUUCCCAUUGCAUAAAGGAUGGGCGUUAAAAGGAAACCAAAAAUUAGGAAAUAAGGGUGGUACUAGAAUUAAAAAAAAUAUAAAAUCUAUGCUUGAAC